GAGGCCGGCGUACGCGGCUUGUCGCCCGGGCAACCCGGGAGGCCAACACCCGACCCAGGUGGCGGCGCCGAAAGCGGCGGCGAUGGUGUCCAACCCUGUGCAUGGCCUGCCCUUUCUCCCGGGCACGUCCUUUAAGGACUUCACGAAAACAGCAUUUCAUAGAAGCCAGACUCUGGGCUACAGGAAUGGCUAUGCAGUUGUUCGACGUCCAACAGUUGGUAUAGGCGGGGAGCGGCUCCAGGUCAACCAGCUGUCCCAGGCUGAGCUGGAUGAGUUGGCCAACAAGGCACCGAUUUUAACUUAUGGCCAACCUAAGCAGGCCCCACCUGCAGAAUUUAUUCCUGCACAUGUGGCUUUUGACAAAAAGGUGCUGAAAUUUGAUGCCUAUUUCCAAGAAGAUGUUCCUAUGUCAACUGAGGAACAUUAUCGGAUUCGCCAAGUGAACAUUUACUACUACCUGGAAGAUGACAGCAUGUCUGUCGUGGAGCCUGUUGUGGAAAACUCUGGGAUCCUUCAAGGCAAGUUAAUCAAACGCCAGCGGCUACCCAAGAACGACCAGGGAGACCAUUACCAUUGGAAAGACCUAAAUCGAGGAAUAAACAUAACAAUUUAUGGCAAAACUUUCCGCAUUGUUGACUGCGACCGAUUCACGCAGGUAUUUUUGGAAAGUCAAGGAAUUGAAUUAAAUCCACCAGAGAAGAUGGCUCUUGAUCCUUACACUGAACUCCGGAAACAGCCUCUUCGUAAGUAUGUCACCCCAUCGGACUUUGACCAACUGAAGCAGUUUCUCACCUUUGACAAACAAGUUCUUCGAUUCUAUGCAGUCUGGGAUGAUACAGACAGCAUGUUUGGUGAAUGUCGGACCUACAUCAUUCAUUACUAUCUUAUGGAUGAUACAGUGGAAAUUCGAGAAGUCCAUGAACGGAACGAUGGGCGAGAUCCUUUCCCACUCCUGAUGAACCGCCAGCGCAUGCCAAAGGUUUUGGUGGAGAAUGCAAAGAACUUCCCUCAGUGUGUGCUGGAGAUCUCUGAUCAAGAGGUGUUGGAAUGGUAUACCGCCAAAGACUUCAUUGUGGGGAAACCACUCACUAUCCUCGGGAGAACCUUCUUCAUCUAUGAUUGUGAUCCUUUCACUCGACAGUAUUACAAAGAAAAGUUUGGAAUCUCUGAUUUACCACGUAUUGAUGUGAGCAAGAAGGAGCCACCUCCUGUGAAACCGGAAUUACCUCCCUAUAACGGUUAUGGACUUGUUGAAGACUCUGCUCAGAAUUGCUUUGUUCUCAUUCCAAAGGCUCCGAAAAAAGAUGUUAUUAAAAUGCUGAUGAACGAUAACAAGGUGCUUCGUUAUUUGGCUGCACUGGAAUCUCCCAUCCCGGAAGACAAAGACCGCCGAUUUGUCUUCUCUUAUUUUCUUGCCAGUGACAUGAUCAGUAUCUUUGAGCCACCUGUCCGCAAUUCUGGCAUCAUUGGGGGCAAGUACCUUGGCAGAACUAAAGUUGCUAAACCGUCCUCAACAGCGGAAAAUCCCAUCUACUAUGGCCCGACUGACUUCUUCAUUGGUGCUGUGAUUGAGGUGUUUGGCCACCGGUUUGUCAUCCUUGACACAGACGACUAUGUUUUGAAGUACAUGGAGAGCAAUGCUGCCCAGUAUUCACCAGAAGCACUCUUGUCCAUUCAGAACCGUGUUCAAAAGCAAGAAGGUCCUGCACCAGAAUUGGAAAAAGAAAAGCAGCAAGAAAUCGAGAAUGUUGUUACUCAGCUUCCUGACUACCUGAAGCUCUCUGAGCAAGGGACUGCCUGUCCUGGGAGUGGGUCUACCUUCACUGGGACCAAGGGGAGACCUUGGAUCAUGGAUCAAGAGCUAAGCAAGCAAACUAAAGAGGAUCCAGGUGUGCAAGAACUGGAGGCAUUAAUAGACACAAUCCAGAAGCAACUGAAAGAUCAUCCGUGCAAAGACAACAUUCGCGAAGCCUUUCAAAUUUAUGACAAGGAAGCUUCAGGAUAUGUUGACAAAGAGAUGUUCUUUAAAAUCUGUGACUCUCUCAACCUGCCAAUUGAUGAUUCCUUGAUUAAGGAGUUGAUCAGGCUGUGCCCUCACAGAGAAGACAAGAUUAACUACUAUCACUUUGUGCGUGCUUUCUCCAACUGACCUGGCUGAGGAGAGAAUGCAGUACGACGUUUUGAGGGGACCCAGGUCAAACUGAGUCCAUUAAAGCAUCUCCCUCACUUAGCUUGUGGACCUACUGCACUCUGACAGCCCUUUUCAGGAACUCCACACUCUAGUAACUUCUCCACAACCCUGCAAGAGGGAAGUUCACAAAACUCAAUCCUCAAGUCUUUCAUGGAUCUGCGCCACCUGCAGCAGAUGGAGGUACCUGCCGGCUUUGGUCCUGAGCUGAAAGGGAGACAUUAGGGAAACGUCCUCUUACCCACCUUUUGAGGUCCAAGUGCUCCUCGUCCUUCUACCCGUGUUCUGACCGUUCUCUUCUGGUUCCCUGUGCCUGCCCCGCUGUGAAGGUCAAGUGCCUCACGGAGAGCUGUGCUGAGUACGGCAGGCCGUGCUCGCCUACGGGGCUUCAGCUCCCUGUCCCUGCCUCACUUCCCAAGCUUGCCCAAGACGGGAAGCUCCAUCACCACGUACAGAAGACCAGAGCCAGCGGGUCACUUCCGGGGGCCCCACGCUCCCUGCUCAGCCCCGCUACUUUAUACAAGCCCCACCGAGGGUAGAGCCACACGCGCAGAUCGUUCUUCUGAAUUCCGAAUGGCGCCGCAGCCACCUGAUGUCGCUUGGGCUACACUCAGCCCCGGCACGCAGUGGUGUCCUGGCCGAGGGGACGUUAGAGUGGGGCGUUAGCCUGCAGCAAGCAGAACUGCAGGGAGGGGAAAGGACCUCCAUUGAGGGGGCCGCCAGGGAGGGGAGACAAGUAGCCUCCCUCCUCGCGUCUGCCCCAGAGGCCACCGAGAGCUGUGGCUCUCCACUCUGACUGAGCGAUGGGAACAGGACGGCUUGGGACAGCUAUGGGUUCGGGGCAGCAAAAUCUGCCCUGCGGGGGAAGACGGGCUCAGAGGUAGCCGCUGCUCAGGCCCGGGGCUUGCACUCUGUAACCGCCCCCGGGGCUUGAAAAUACCAGCUAAGUAGGGUGGGUCAAACCCCUGUCUCUGGGCUUUGAGGGCAUUUGGGACCAAGAGGGGGAGAAGACCUGUCUCAAUGCUUCCAGAAAAUCAAGGGUUACUUGGGUAAGGGACUCCUUAAUAUCCUGCUGGUACCGAAUAGCCUGAGUACACGUGUUCAUUAAAAACCAGCCA
Molecule: messenger RNA, 3306 nt
Organism: Leptonychotes weddellii (Weddell seal)
Lineage: Eukaryota; Metazoa; Chordata; Mammalia; Carnivora; Phocidae
Gene: EFHC1
Product: EF-hand domain containing 1
Biological process (GO): mitotic spindle organization; mitotic cytokinesis; cilium-dependent cell motility
Cellular component (GO): axoneme; mitotic spindle
Molecular function (GO): alpha-tubulin binding; calcium ion binding
Source: RefSeq, a predicted model, not a curated record